Molecule: messenger RNA, 1032 nt
Organism: Anthostomella pinea
Lineage: Eukaryota; Fungi; Ascomycota; Sordariomycetes; Xylariales; Xylariaceae
Source: the annotation of a GenBank genome assembly
AUGGCGUCGUCCGCUCCGGCUGCUCUAUGGGACUCUCUCCCCGUCCCGACCCUCGACCGACCCUUUGGCGUGCAUCUAUGGCCGUACUUCAGCAAGGCAUUCGAGCUGGUCGUCGGCUACCCGGCUGACGACUUCAAAUUCGUCGCCGGCGAGACACCCAUGUCGACAUUGAAGGAGACCUCCAUCUUUAUCGUCAUAUACUAUAUGAUCAUCUUGGGUGGUAGGGCGUGGAUGCGCAACCGAGAACCCUUCAAGCUGAAGACGCUGUUCUUGAUCCACAACUUCUACCUUACCGCCAUCAGCGCUCUUCUCCUCGCCCUGUUCAUCGAACAGCUGUUGCCCACGGUCGUUCGCCACGGCAUCUUCUACGCCAUCUGCCACCGCGACGGAGGCUGGACUCAGCCAUUGGUUGUGCUGUACUAUUUGAACUACCUUACCAAAUACCUUGAGCUCUUGGAUACUUGUUUCUUGUUCUUGAAGAAGAAGCCGCUGACCUUCCUCCACUGCUACCACCACGGCGCGACUGCGUUCCUCUGCUACACCCAACUUAUCGGAUCGACCUCGGUCUCGUGGGUUGUCAUCACACUGAACCUGACUGUCCACGUCGUCAUGUACUGGUACUACUUCCAAAGCGCCCGGGGAGUCAAGAUUUGGUGGAAGGAAUGGAUCACACGACUUCAGAUUACCCAGUUUGUCAUCGAUCUCGGCUUUGUCUACUUUGCGUCCUACACCUACUUCUCGAACACCUACUUCCCGUCGAUGCCAAGCGCCGGUCAAUGCGCCGGAGAGGAGUUCGCCGCCUUUGCUGGUAUCGGGACUCUUACCUCUUACCUGGUCCUAUUCAUCUCGUUCUACUUUGCCACAUAUAGCAAGGACCACAAGGCGCCUAGCACGCGCAAGACCCUUCGUCGCAUGUCCCAGGCUCCUCUUCCCGACUCCCAUGCGGUUGCAGGCGCAACUUUGAACGCACAGGCCAAAGCUACUGGUGUCAGGAAGAGCAGUGGUGUGACAACCCGGUCCCGGAAAGCGUAA